Molecule: messenger RNA, 540 nt
Organism: Opisthorchis viverrini
Lineage: Eukaryota; Metazoa; Platyhelminthes; Trematoda; Opisthorchiida; Opisthorchiidae
Exons: 3
Coding region: 1-540 (179 amino acids)
Source: RefSeq, a predicted model, not a curated record
AUGUUCUCAGGCAACUGGAUGUGCUGCACCAGGCCGCCUCAUGUUUUAGUCGCUACGAUAUUUGAAAUAUCGCGGCAUACUCCAGCAUACUCCUCGGCAUACUCCACAUCUUCAAUGAAUGCAGGACUUGAACAGGUCCUGUGUGAACAAGGCUUUGCAGACAGGUUAGUAGUCGGCACCCAAGUUACAUGUUUCGCGGACGAGAACCAAAACGGCCCGAUGCUUUGCGAAGAGGGUGCAUCUCAAUUAGCCAAUCACGUCAGAGGAUAUCGGAUGGUUUUUGAAAGCCAUGUGGCUGUUGAUCUGUUCGCCGAGCUUGGCAAUUGGCUUGCAAACGUUUCGUCACCAUGCGAGGAGACAUCAUCAAAUAUUUCAACAAAUUAUCAACUGAUGAUGUCUCCUCGUCUGGUAACGAGACGUUGCAAACUAAUUGGCAAGCUCCGCGAACACAUCAACGGGCCCCCUGACCAUCUACCAAUGUUCCCAUACCCUUGGAACCAAAGCCAAUAUUUUAGACGUCGAGCACGAAAACACCCCUAA